GUUUGACUGACAGGACCAAGGUCCGGAUAGCCGAGCGUCGGCGCUCUCAGUGGACCCCACACGCUUCUUCGUGUCCUUUCCACCACCUCUCUUCUCCCUCAUCUCGACUGAGCACGAUGCGCCCUACAGUUCGUCUCCUCCAGUCCAUCUCCCCGGCUGCUACGACGCGCCAGAAUGCGGUCGCUUUCAUCGGUCUUGGCCGUAUGGGUGCCAACAUGGCGUACAAUCUCUUCUCCAAGACUUAUGCUUCGAAUCCGGCUACCAAGUUCGUACUCUGCGACGCAGUACCCUCUGUUGCACUUGAUCUCAAGCGCCGUCUUGAAACUGAGUUCAAUGGUCUUGAUGUCCAAGUCGUGCUCAAACCCGAGGAGGCUGUCAAGGCUGCACAAACCGUGUUGACAAUGCUGCCAUCCUCGCCGCAUGUCAAGACUGUCUAUACCGAGGACGGUGGCAUUCUCCCCACACUUCACGCAUUGGCGUCACACCACACCUUACUCAUCGACUCCACAACGCUCGAUGUCGAUGUUGCACGCGCCGUUAUGCGUGAUGCCGAGAAUGCAGGCGCCAAGAUGGUUGACGCGCCUGUCUCAGGGGGCGUGGCCGGUGCAAAAGCAGGUACCCUAUCCUUCCUUGUUGGUGGCCCUGAUGCUACGUACAAGCUCGCACACCCGUAUCUGUCGAUGAUGGGCGCCCGUAUCAUACACUGCGGGCCGGCAGGCGCGGGUCUCGGUGCGAAGAUUUGCAACAACCUCGUCCUCGGCGUCCAGCAAAUUGUGGUUGGCGAAGCCAUGCUGCUUGGAGAGCGUCUUGGGCUCGAUGCUGGUGUGCUUGCUGGCGUGAUCAAUAGCUCCACCGGUGCGUGCUGGUCGUGCCAUACGAACAACCCGGUACCCGGUGCGCUGAAGGAGAAGGCGAUCGAGCCCCCAUGCGAACGUGAUUAUGAAGGCGGGUUUGCGACGGCGCUGAUGCUCAAGGACAUGAACUUGGCUACGCAGGGUGCCCAGAAACACGGCACUGCGCUGCCCAUGGGCACUGCAGCUAAAGAAUACUAUGACCGCAUUAUCCAAGCUAACCCUGUUCUGGCUCGGAAGGAUUUCUCGAGCGUGUACACUGCGCUCAGAGAGGACAAGCCGUCGGCAAGUCGGGAAGCCGGAUCAAGCGGACUGUCAUGAGGCUCAAGCGGCUAUAACCGUAAUCGCCUGGUGGGGGGCAGGCGCUGAUAGUGGGAAGGACUGAACUGAGAAGGCACCGCUGAUGUAUAGAUCAUGGAACUUGAGAAGCAUCGGCCAUUGCAUGCUUCACACCAUGAUGUUAUCCCCCGCUUCUGCACCAGUUGGAAGGCCCCGGAAGAACAGGGGGUCUACCAGGUGACCGAGCCGUUGGGUGUAUAUCACAAAUUGUACCAUAAAAGGAUAAUCUUAGUCAGCGCAUGGGACGAAAUUUACGC
Molecule: messenger RNA, 1447 nt
Organism: Coniophora puteana RWD-64-598 SS2
Lineage: Eukaryota; Fungi; Basidiomycota; Agaricomycetes; Boletales; Coniophoraceae
Product: 3-hydroxyisobutyrate dehydrogenase
Exons: 4
Coding region: 117-1172 (351 amino acids)
Biological process (GO): L-valine catabolic process
Cellular component (GO): mitochondrion
Molecular function (GO): NAD binding; 3-hydroxyisobutyrate dehydrogenase activity; NADP binding
Source: RefSeq, a predicted model, not a curated record